AUGACAAGUAUAUCUUCAUAUAACAAUGAUAAAGUGGUUCAAGGUGAAGUUGAGUAUCCUGCAAGUGACCCAGCUUCAGGAGCUUUCUUCCAACCGGAUUAUAAAAAAAAUGAAGACCUUAAACUCAUGCUGGAUGGAUCCAAGGAUUCACUUAAAUUGGAGGCAAUGAAGAGAAUCAUUGGUAUGAUUGCCAAAGGAAGAGAUGCAUCUGAUUUAUUUCCAGCUGUAGUAAAAAAUGUAGUAUCCAAAAAUAUAGAAGUGAAGAAGCUGGUGUACGUAUAUCUUGUGCGCUAUGCGGAGGAACAGCAAGAUUUAGCUCUUUUGUCUAUUAGCACCUUUCAAAGAGCACUGAAGGAUCCAAACCAGUUAAUUAGGGCAAGCGCAUUACGAGUUUUAUCAUCUAUUCGAGUUCCAAUGAUAGUGCCUAUUGUAAUGUUAGCUAUCAGAGACUCCGCUAGUGACAUGAGUCCAUAUGUUAGAAAAACUGCGGCACAUGCUAUACCUAAAUUGUAUAGCCUUGAUCCAGACCAAAAGGAAGAAUUAGUGGCAAUUAUAGACAAACUCUUGUCAGACAAAGCCCCACUAGUUGUUGGUUCUGCAGCUAUGGCUUUCAAUGAAGUAUGCGGGGAUAGAAUGAGCCUCAUUCAUAGAAGCUACAGGAAACUUUGCGCUCUUCUAGCUGAUGUAGAUGAAUGGGGGCAACUGACACUGUUGAACGUUCUUACUGUGUAUGCCAAGACUUGUUUUCCGGAUCCUAAUAGUGAAGCAUAUUCAAGCGAUAGUGAGAAACCGUUCUACGACUCGGAUAGCGACGGAAGCGACACGAAGCGAUCGCUGAGCUCGCCCACUGUGGAGCCGGACCUGCGGCUGCUGCUGCGCGCCGCCAAGCCGCUGUUGCAGAGCAGGAACGCUGGCGUCGUCAUGGCAGUUGCACAACUGUUCUACCACUGUGGGCCCGUUCAAGAAAUGCCGCCCGUCGCCAAGGCCAUGGUGCGGUUGCUGCGCGCGCCCAUCGAAGUGCAGAGCGUUGUGUUGAACUCCAUCGCCUCGCUCACUGUGACGAGACGGUCACUCUUCGAGCCAUUCCUCAAGUCGUUCUUCGUGAGAAACUCAGAUCCCACACACAUAAAGCUUCUAAAGCUGGAAAUCCUAACGAAUUUAGCCACCGAGGCCAGCGCUCCGGUGGUCUUGAGGGAGUACCAGACGUAUGUCACGUCCAGUGACAAGGCAUUCGUGGCAGCGACCAUACAAGCUAUAGGGAGACUCGCUGUGGCCAUACAGACUGAGACUGAGACCUGUUUGAAUGGAUUGCUGCAUCUGCUUUCUAGCAAAGAUGAGUGGGUGGUGUGCGAGGCGGUGGUGGUGGUGAAGCGCGUGGUGGGCGGCGGCGCGUCCUCCGCCAGGGCCGCCGUGUCGCGCGCCGCCAAACUCUUGCGGUCUGAUAGGUUGGCGGGCAACGCUCGAGCGGCGGCCGUGUGGCUGGUGGCCGAGCACGGGGCGAAGCACCCGCGCGCAGCCGCCAUACUUGCACACAUGGCGUCUAAUUUUGCCGAUCAGGAGGAAUUAGUGAAACUGCAGCUGCUCUCGCUGGCGGUGAAGCUGUCGAUCACGCAGCCGGACACGGUGCCCGUGUGCCGCUACGUGCUGUCGCUGGCGCGCUACGACGCCAGCUACGACGUGCGCGACCGCGCGCGCCUGCUACGCCACUUCGUAGCGCCCGGCCACGGCGCGCUCUACGCCUACGCGCGUGACCUCUUCUGCCCGGACAAGCCGAAGCCGUGCGUGCAGUCUCAUUUUAAGGACCGCGACCAGUACACGGUGGGGUCGCUGUCGCAGUACAUCGGCACAGCGGCGGCCGGCUACCGCGCGCUGCCCGCCGCGCCGCCGCGCGCGCUGGCCGCCGCCGCUCGCGACGCCGCGCCCGCGCCGCCGCCGCCCGCCGACGACGCCCGGAAAAAGAGUUUCUAUUCGGAGCCGGACAGCAACGGCUCGGGCUCCUCUUCAUCGUCAUCAUCUGAGUCCAGCGGAUCUGAAGAAUCUUCUGAUGAAGAAGAGACUAACGAUGCUGAAAAGAAAACGGAGAAGGAAAAGCCAACCAAUAAUUACAAGUCAUCUAACUCUGAAUCGUCGGAUUCCGAAUCUGAUAGCGAAUCUUCAUCGAAUGCAGAAAGUGAAUCGGAGAGUUCGGAGAGCAGUGAAGGCGAGAAAGAGAGUAAGAAAGAAGAGAAGGAGGAACAACCUAAACAAGAAGGGAAAGAGCAGAAAAAUGAGAAGUCCAAUCUGGAACUGCUUCUGGAACUCGAUGAAGUUGCCAGUUCUUUGCCCACUAUGACGCCCACGUGUGGGGGGUUCCUGUCACCACCCACCGUCGCACCUAGUGGGAUUGGAGAGACUGAGCACAUAACCCCGGUGGGUCCCUCGUUGGUGCCGGCCGCGCAGGCGGAGGCCAUCUCCCGCGUGCGCGCGGCGGGCCUGAGCGCGCGCCGGCGCUGGACGCGCGCGCCGCACCUGUACGCGCGCGCCAUGUGCGCGCUCGACCUCGUCUUCACCAACCACACUGCGGAUGACGUGGAGAACAUCAGGGUCAAUAAGAAAACUCUGACGGGGUCGCGCUCCAUACACGAGUUCGCGCCCAUCCCGCGGCUGGCGGCCGGCUCGGCGGCCUCGCGCACGCUGGGGGUAGACUUCGCGGACUCCAUACAGCCUAUAGAGUUCACUGUCAUCAGCUCACUUGGUGAAGUUCCGGUGUCCAUAACGCCGCCAGUGGGCGAGCUGAUCCGCGCAGUGACCAUGUCGCCGACGAGGUGGGACUUGGAGCAAAAGAAAUUGAGAGGCAUGACUGAGUGCAGUAAAAACGCGGCGAAACUACAAGACGAGCAGGCGACGUGUAAACGCGUGUUUGAAACAGCCAACGUAGCCGCCAUCACGUCUACUGGGGACUUCCUUAGAUUCGCCGGCAGAACGAUGUCAGCUCAAGAUCUAGUUUUAUUAUCUGUGAAAAUAGAAGAAGAUGGCGCCAUCGUUACCGCCAACUGUCCCAACAUGGCGAUAGCGUCCUUACUCGCCAAUGCAGUCGCACAGGCUUUGAACAAAGAG
Messenger RNA from Brenthis ino (lesser marbled fritillary), 3096 nucleotides. Lineage: Eukaryota; Metazoa; Arthropoda; Insecta; Lepidoptera; Nymphalidae. The record is from the annotation of a GenBank genome assembly.